CGUUGCCUUGGUGGAGCGGGGACGGGCCCACCCUCGGGUUGUAGAUAUGUGUAGCACACCAACUUACUGCGACCUAGGAAAGGCUGCCAAGGAUGUCUUUAACAAAGGGUAUGGGUUUGGCAUGGUCAAAAUAGAUCUGAGAACCAAGUCUUGUAGUGGAGUGGAAUUUUCUACUUCAGGUCAUGCAUAUACUGACACAGGGAAAGCAUCAGGCAACCUAGAGACCAAAUACAAGGUCUGUAACUAUGGGCUCACCUUCACCCAAAAGUGGAAUACAGACAAUACUCUCGGGACAGAAAUCUCUUGGGAGAAUAAGUUGGCUGAAGGCUUGAAACUGACUCUUGAUACCAUAUUUGUACCAAACACAGGAAAGAAGAGUGGGAAAUUAAAGGCCUCCUAUAAACGGGAUUGUUUUAGUCUUGGCAGUAAUGUUGAUAUAGAUUUUUCUGGACCGACCAUCUAUGGCUGGGCUGUGUUGGCCUUUGAAGGUUGGCUUGCUGGCUAUCAGAUGAGUUUUGACACAGCCAAAUCCAAACUGUCUCAGAAUAAUUUUGCUCUUGGUUACAAGGCUGCAGACUUCCAACUGCAUACUCAUGUGAAUGACGGUACUGAAUUUGGAGGCUCUAUCUACCAGAAAGUCAAUGAGAAGAUUGAAACAUCAAUAAAUCUGGCAUGGACAGCUGGCAGCAACAACACGCGUUUUGGCAUCGCUACUAAAUACAAGCUGGAUUGUAGAACUUCCCUAUCUGCCAAAGUAAACAAUGCCAGUUUAAUUGGACUGGGUUAUACGCAGACCCUCCGACCAGGAGUCAAACUGACGCUGUCGGCUUUGAUAGACGGGAAGAACUUCAAUGCGGGCGGUCACAAGGUUGGACUGGGGUUUGAACUGGAAGCUUGAUGCAGUUUGAGUAGAGCGUCACUUGUCCCUGGAAAUGAAGAGAAAUAAACCCACUGUGUUUUGGCCUUAAAAUUCUGUGAAAUUUCAAAAGUGUGAACUUUAUAUUCUUCCAAAGAAUUGUAAUCCUUCCCACACUGAAGUCUAGAGAUACAGAUCCAUCCUACGGGAGGUCCUUGAAGGCAUGCCUGGAAAUUGCCAUGUUUGUGCCACAUUUCAGUUGAGUUCUGCAGAGUUAAUUUAAGUGUGUUCCUCAGCAACAACAUAGAGUCAUGUUAAAGGAAGUGAUCUGACUCCCGGUUUGUAUAUCACGACCUGCAUGUCCCACUCCACUUUUCCAUGACCUUUUGUCAUACUAGUCUCGGCUGUAGUGAAAUCUUUGGUUUUGCAUCAGAGUGAAAUAAACCCAUCACAUUUGGAACAUAA
Molecule: messenger RNA, 1321 nt
Organism: Acomys russatus (golden spiny mouse)
Lineage: Eukaryota; Metazoa; Chordata; Mammalia; Rodentia; Muridae
Gene: Vdac3
Product: voltage dependent anion channel 3
Exons: 9
Coding region: 47-898 (283 amino acids)
Biological process (GO): monoatomic anion transmembrane transport
Cellular component (GO): mitochondrial outer membrane
Molecular function (GO): voltage-gated monoatomic anion channel activity
Source: RefSeq, a predicted model, not a curated record